Messenger RNA from Chlorocebus sabaeus (green monkey), 3859 nucleotides. Lineage: Eukaryota; Metazoa; Chordata; Mammalia; Primates; Cercopithecidae. The record is from RefSeq and is a predicted model, not a curated record.
AUGGACGAACAGAUGAAUGGAUGGGCGGUUGAAAGGGUGGAUGAAAUGAUGCAUAGCGGCCCCCUGGGUCUGCGGGAGUGCUGGCGUCCGGGUGGCCUGGCGCUGUCCCCAGCCCAUUCCCCAGCCCGGGCAGCACCGCGAGGUGGGGCUCUUGGGCGCGUCCUGGGCUCUGGCCCACCCCGCGAAACCAGCUGCCUGCGAGGCCAGACCCAGCUCCACCCCUCCCGGGCUCCGCGGCUCAGGGCGCCCGAGGCGCGGGCCCGGCAAAUCCUGACGCACAGUGUCCUUGACCUGGCUUGGCAGCUGCAGCCAAGGUCAGCCCCCGGCUGCAGCGUCGCCAUCUCGGCCAGACCGGCUGACAUCAAAGCUGACGGCGGUGGGGCGGCUGGGACGAACUGCGCCGGCAGCCCUGCGGUGGGGGCAGCGGGGCCCCACAGGGCUGCUUUCGGAACCGAGGGUCCUGGACCGCCCGCCCAGCACAGCUUCGAGCGAACUUGGGGAGGAGACACUCUAAGCCCAUCUUGCCGCGCGCCCGACAGGCGCUCAAACACCCACCGACCUGUUUACAGCGGUCAGGGACCCAGCCCCCCAGACCCCAGGACCCCCAGGACCCGCUGCCGGGGAGAGGGUGUCCUCAGCAGUGACCGCACCACAGCGCUGCUCACCGGGAGUCACUGCAGCCGGUACGAGGCCCGCAGGGCGCUGGGGAUGCGCGGCCCGACUCGGGAACCUGCGCCUCCCAGGUUAAAUGACCCCUGGGCUGUACCCAGAGCCAAGCCCAGGGAGAAAGCCCACGGCCCAGUGCCUGGGACUGUGUUUCCUCUCGCCAUAUUCCGUGGAGUGUGUGAUUUGCUAACUUCUGUCCUCAAGGAGCCUGAGGGCAGGGAGAUUGAGACCAUAUCCAAUCAGGAGCACUGGAAUGAGAACUGCCCACUAAGACUCCUGGUUACACAAGUGGGAAAUGGUGAGUGUGCGGGGCCAGGGCGUCCCAAGGCACAGGGAGAUCUCAUCGGAACCGGCGGAAAUGGCGGCGGCGGCGCCGAGUCUGCGAACGGAAUUUGCUGCCGCCGCUCAGCCCUCGGUCCUCAAUCCCCUCCGGAACUCUUAACAUUCAGGGAUGUGGCCAUAGAAUUCUCUCCAGAAGAGUGGAAAUGCCUGGACCCUGCCCAGCAGAAUUUGUAUAGAGAUGUGAUGUUGGAGAACUACAGGAACCUGGUCUCCCUGGGUGUUGCUAUCUCUAACCCAGACCUGGUCACCUGCCUGGAGCAAAGAAAAGAGCCCUACAAUGUGAAGAUACGUAAGAUCGUAGCCAGAUCCCCAGCUGUGUGUUCUCAUUUCACCCAAGACCGUUGGCCCGUGCAGGGCAUAGAAGAUUCAUUCCACAAUCUUAUACUGAGAAGAUAUGAGAAAUGUGGACAUGAAAAUUUACAAUUAAGAAAAGGCUGUAAAAGUUUGAAUGACUGUAAGUUGCAGAAAGGAGGUUAUAAUGAAUUUAAUGAAUGCUUGUCAACUACCCAGAGCAAAAUAUUUCAGUGUAAAGCAAACGUCAAAGUUGUUAGUAAAUUUUCAAAAUCAAACAAACGUAAGACAAGACAUACUGGAGAGAAACAAUUUAAAUGUAAAGAAUGUGGCAAAUCUUUUCCUAAGUUUUCACACCUAACUCAACAUAAGGUAAUUCAUGCUGGAGAGAAACCCUACACAUGUGAAGAAUGUGGCAAAGCCUUUAAAUGGUCUUUAAUAUUUAAUGAACAUAAGAGAAUUCAUACUGGAGAGAAACCUUUUACUUGUGAAGAAUGUGGCAGCAUCUUUACCACAUCCUCACACUUUGCUAAGCAUAAAAUAAUUCAUACUGGAGAGAAACCCUAUAAAUGUGAAGAAUGUGGCAAAGCCUUUAAUAGGUUCACAACCCUUACUAAACAUAAGAGAGUUCAUGCUGGAGAGAAACCCAUCACGUGUGAAGAAUGUAGGAAAAUCUUUACCUCAUCUUCAAACUUUGCCAAACAUAAGAGAAUUCAUACUGGAGAGAAACCCUACAAAUGUGAAGAAUGUGGCAAAGCCUUUAAUAGGUCCACAACCCUUACUAAACAUAAGAGAAUUCAUACUGGAGAGAAACCCUACACAUGUGAAGAAUGUGGCAAAUCCUUUAGACAGUCCUCAAAACUGAAUGAACAUAAGAAAGUUCAUACUGGAGAGAAGCCCUACAAAUGUGAUGAAUGUGGCAAAGCCUUUGGACGGUCUAGGGUCCUAAAUGAACAUAAAAAAAUUCAUACUGGAGAGAAACCCUACAAAUGUGAAGAAUGUGGCAAAGCCUUUAGACGGUCCACAGAUCGGAGUCAACAUAAGAAAAUUCAUAGCACAGCUAAACCCUACAAAUGCAAGGAAUGUGACAAAGCCUUUAAACAGUUCUCACUCCUGAGUCAACAUAAGAAAAUUCAUACUGUAGAUAAACCCUACAAAUGUAAAGAUUGUGACAGAGCCUUUAAACGGUUCUCACACCUGAAUAAACAUAAGAAAAUUCAUACCUGAGAGAAAUCCUACAAAUUUAAAGCAUGGGACAAACUUUUGGAUAGUCCACAAACCUGAAUGAACAUGAGAAAAUUUAUACUGGAGAGAAACCCUGGAAAUGUGAAGAACAUGGCAAAGUUCUUUACCUCAUUCUCAAAACUUGCUAAACGUUUAUAAGAGAAUUCAUACCAGAGAGAAACUGUACAAAUGUGAAGAAUGUGGCAAAGCCUGUGGAUGGUCCACAAACCUGAAUGAGCAGAAGAAAAUUAUUACUGGAGAUAAACCCUGCAAAUGUAAAGAAUGUGACAAAACCUUUAAAUAGUCCUCACUGGUGAAUAAACAUAAGAAAAAUCAUGCUGGAGGGAAGCCCUACACAUGUGGCAGAAUGUGUCAAAGCAUUUAAUUGGUCCUCAAUGCUUAAUAAAUAUAAGAUAAUUCAUGCUGGAGAUGAACUUCACAUGUGAACAGUGUGAUAAAGCCUUUAAAUGGUCCUCAAUCCUUAAUGAACAUAAGCAAAUUCAUGCUGGAGCAAAAUGCUUGACAUGUGAAGAAUGUUGCACAGUUUUUACCACAUCCUCAAACUUUGUUAAACAUAAGAGAAUUUAUACCAGAGUGAAAUCCUACACAUGUAAAGAAUGUGGCAAAGCCUUUGAUAGGUUCUCAACCCUUACUGUACACAAGAGAAUUCAUUCUGGGGAAAAAAUGCUAUAAAUGUGAAGAAUGUAGCAGAGCCUUCAGACCAUCCACAAACCUUUAUGAAAAUUCACAUUUGAGCAUAGAAGAUUCAUUCCACAAACUUAUCUUGAGAAGAUAUGAAAGAUGAAUAUAAGAAAAUUCAUACUAGAUAUAAAAACAUAGAAAUGUAAAUGAUGUGGCAAAACCUUUAAUCCAUACUCCAGGCUUCUUAAACAUACGAGAACUCAUACUGGAGGAAAGUCUUACAAAUGUGAAGAAUGUUGCAGUCUUAAUCUUCCUCAGAUUUUUCUAAUCAUAAGAUAAUUCACAUUGGAGAGAAAAUGCAAACAUGAAAAGUGUGACAAAGCUUGUAACCACACCUCAAUCUAUUCUAAAUAUAAGAGAAAUGAUACUGGUGAGAAGCCAUAAAAAUAUGAAAAAUGUGGCAAAGCCUUCAAAUGCUUGUCAUAUCUUACUGUAUAUAUAUAAUUUCUAUUGAAUAAAUCCCCUGGAAAUACAAAAAAUGUGGCAAAACUUUUACCAAUGCUCAUCUUUUUGCACAUGAUAGCCUUUAUACUCAAGAAAAGUUGUAGAAAUAUAAAAAAUAUAGAAAAGUCAUAUCUACUCACAUUUUACUAACUAGCAAAGUUCAUACAUAUUAAAAACAUUAUAAAAGUAA